Vicia faba (fava bean) is the source of this 996-nucleotide messenger RNA. The record is from the annotation of a GenBank genome assembly. Lineage: Eukaryota; Viridiplantae; Streptophyta; Magnoliopsida; Fabales; Fabaceae.
AUGAGCAUUCCACCACCGCCGCCGCAGAUGUGGCCACCGUCUCAUCCACCGUUCACAGUAUCACAGUGGCAAGAGCUAGAACACCAAGCUCUCAUCUUCAAGUAUCUCAAAGCUGGUUUGUCGGUUCCUCCCGACCUCCUUUUACCUAUUCGGAAAAGUCUUCAAUUGAUGUCUCACCCAUCUCUGGGUUAUUAUGGGAAGAAAAUUGACCCAGAACCAGGUAGGUGUAGAAGAACCGAUGGAAAAAAAUGGAGAUGUUCUAGGGAUGCUCAUCCUGAUUCUAAGUACUGUGACCGUCAUAUGAUACGACGUCGUUACCGUUCAAGAAAGCCUGUGGAAUCUUCUUCUUCUCAAUCUCAAUCUUCAUCUUCACUUUCUUCUACUUCACAGCAACUUGCUCCUUCUAUUGGAGUUGCUGCUACUGUUUCUGCCUCUGAUACUUCAACUUUCCAUACACUUCCUUUGCAUACAAAUGGUACUCGUGAAAGUUUAGGUUUCACUCUUGGGAACACCAUGCCCCACAUGGACCCCAUGCUUCUUCCUCUUCAGGGCUCUAAGAAACCUUAUAGGUUUGGACUGAACUCGGAAGCAGAGGAGCACAGCCUCUUACAGAAAGAUCUCGGAACUGUCAAGUAUCAAGGCUACGACUUUACAUCAGAUGGCAUGUGGUAUAACAACAUGUCUCAGAUUCCAUCGAACACAGUUUCAGAAUCAAGGAGCAAUUCUUCCAUGGUUAACAACAGCAACUACUUCCAACAACAGCGAACAACACGAGAGCCUGAGCUGAUGUUUAGCCUCGACGCUGCAAGGUCCAAGGAAAUCGUCUUUAACGGCCAGUUAGGUAGCUUGAAACAGGACUAUCAAUCAUCCCCCCAGUCUCUCUUCAACGACUGGCAGUGGAAGAAAGAUUUAGCCUCCUCUGCCAUGGAGUAUAGACCAAGCAAGGAUUUUAACACCAACCCAGAUAUCAAUGCCGAUUCAAAUGCUACUCUAUGA